GCUCCGGCGGUGUUGGGCCGCUAUCCGCCUCUACUUCAGCCAGCCCGAGGCCGACAGGUCCAAGGACGAUGAUCCAGACGAGGCGGGACCUCGCGAUGCAGACUCCUACUUGGACAGAUUGUUCACGCUUUGCCUGGCGUAUGCUAUGGCAGGUACGAUGGCAGUACCUGCCGCCCCGGCGGCUAUAGAGGAGGCCAGCCUCGGGGCAGACUCGACCCUGUUUGUGGCUGUUCCGGUGGAUGUCGUCAUGAUGUAUUGGUUUCGAGCCAAGCGCACCGCCGCCUUGGUCACAGCGGCCCACAGGUUACCUUGGCUCCAGGCGCGCGACCAGGAGGAGCGUACCGAAUGGGUGGCUCGAUUCCGGGACUCUCAGAAAACCCUCGGGCAAGUCAUUAAGGAGGUCUAUGUUGCCCGCGACCCACAUUGGAUCCCCGUCUCCUCGAACACUUUCGCGGGGAGCUCCGGCCAGCAGCAAGCCCCACCUCCCCCAGCGAAAGUCGAGUCCCUUUUCCAGAUCCUGAGCUCCGUUGCGGGGAAGAAGGUGGCGGCACGCAUGAAAGACGGCAAGCAGCUUUGCGCCGACUUCCAGCGGGGUAAGUGCAACAAGAAGGAUUGCGCGUCCGGCGCGCACCUCUGUGGUGUAGUGAUCAGGCAUGAGCGC
Molecule: messenger RNA, 661 nt
Organism: Symbiodinium necroappetens
Lineage: Eukaryota; Dinophyceae; Suessiales; Symbiodiniaceae
Source: the annotation of a GenBank genome assembly